Messenger RNA from Suillus bovinus, 423 nucleotides. RefSeq lists its product as uncharacterized. The record is from RefSeq and is a predicted model, not a curated record. The transcript is spliced from 2 exons. The annotation marks the transcript as partial. NCBI's taxonomy places the organism in Eukaryota, Fungi, Basidiomycota, Agaricomycetes, Boletales, Suillaceae.
CUGGACUUCAAAGUUGCAGAGAUCGCACUCGAAGCUGCAAUGACCAAGGAUCAGACAAACUGGCUGCUUGAUCUUGUACAUCAAUCCACCAGUGGCAAGGAUACAUUUACAUUGAAAAGUCACAAUGAGGUUCGCUCACUGUGGGAAAUGGCUUCGCAGCAGUAUACACCAUUUCGAAAGGAUGUAGUAUCUGUUAAGCACCAGGAUGAAACACACAAAUUUGACAUGCAUUACCGCCCUUUGUGGGACUGGGCACUUGAUUUGUUGCAAGAUAGUCGCCUUGCACCACACUUUGUAUUUGACACGCAACAUCUUACUAAAUUCAAUGGAGAACAGUGUGUUUGCUUCAUAGACGAACCAUGGACUGCUGAUGCCUUCUGGGAUGCACAAGUAUGUCUUGCAGCCUCUGAUUUAUCUAUCUGA